Molecule: messenger RNA, 2634 nt
Organism: Magnusiomyces paraingens
Lineage: Eukaryota; Fungi; Ascomycota; Dipodascomycetes; Dipodascales; Dipodascaceae
Exons: 2
Coding region: 1-2634 (877 amino acids)
Biological process (GO): regulation of DNA-templated transcription
Molecular function (GO): DNA-binding transcription factor activity, RNA polymerase II-specific; DNA binding
Source: RefSeq, a predicted model, not a curated record
AUGUUUAACAAACAACCUCCCCAAAAUAACCAAAAUAACCAAAAUAACCAAAAUAACCAAAAUAACCAAAAUAACCAAAAUAACCAAAAUCAAGAGGAAUAUCCCCCUCGCUAUCAACAAAACUCUGGUCCUUCAUCUUCUUCCUCAUCUUCUUCGGCUUCAUCUUCUUACUCUUCCUCUGCAUACUCAACCCAUCAAGCCCAACAAGCCCAUCAAACUUAUCCAACUUAUCCAACCUACCCUGCAAGCUCCAACUACUACUCUCAGACAUCCGCAUAUACUUCAUCUGCCCAUUUAUAUCAAACCCUUCCCAAUUCUUCCUCUUCUUCCUCUUCUUCAUACAUGUCUGCUCAGGCUAUUCCUCCGGCUCCCUUUUUGCCUCCAUCGGUUGACCCUAACUGCGAUUCAACGUUUAAACUUCCUUCAAUUAAUACUCUGCUUUCCACCCAACAAGCAUCUUCUUCUUCUUCUUCUUCUUCUUCUGCCGCAUCUACUAGCAAUAGAAGAUCUUUGUCUAUCUCCAGCCAACUUGAAAUGGCUUCUCCUGCUGUCUCUGACUCCUCUUCCUCAGGUUCUGCUCAUAACAUGCCUCCAACCUCUGGGUCUCCUCCACAGUCAUACUACUCUAUGAACAAUGCACCUUCUUCUUCUUCUUCUUUCCCAUCUUAUACAAAUGCUUACUCUGCAAACACUUCACCAUCUCUUUCUUCUUCCUCUUCUUCUUCUAAUAGAAGCCCUGAUCAGUACUCUGUUAGUUCUGCAAGCUCGUACUUUUCAAACACCUCUCCUCCAUCCAACUCAUCUCAAUCAAAGUUUAUUACCCCGGAACAAACUUUUAACCAACAACCUUCGUACCCACUUUACCAAACACAUUCACAACCCAAUCUUUAUGCAGGAAAUGUUAAUCAUGAGCAGCAGCAGCAGCCGCAGCAGCCGCAACAGCCGCAACAGCCGCAACAGCCGCAACAGCAACAGCAACAGCAGCAGCAGCAGUAUCAUAAUAAUCAACAUCAAUUGCCCCCACCUCAACAACAACCCGUUUAUUAUCAACAACAACAACAACAACAACAACAACAACAACAACAACAACAACAACAACAACAACAACAACAACAACAACAACAACAACAACAACAACAACAACAACAAACCUAUCUCUACAAUGGUAACGCUCCUCAAUAUUCAUACAACCAAAGUAACACUGUAGCAUACAACACUGCAUUCCCACCCACUCCUCCAGUUGGAUUCUAUUCUAAUGCAACAGCUCCUCCAGCUUCAACUGGUUCCGCAAGUGUUUAUGGGACUCAAUCAUAUUUUAAUGGUCAAAUGGGUGUAGUCCCUUCGGUUACUAGAGAAAUGAGAGGUGGGAUUGGUGGAAGUAGCAUGGGCAAUACUGGUGUUGCAGCUACAAACGCCACAUCAUCUUUUGGUUCUUUUGGGGCCGUUCCCGCUGUUGGUAACAAUUCAGGUGCUGGUCCUAGCAAUGGUCAAAACAAUUUUAACUAUCAUCCCAAUAACAAUAACAAUAACAACAAUAAUAACAACAAUAAUAACAAUGACAAUAAUAAUGACAAUAAUAACAAUAACAACAAUGACAAUGAUCCCAACAAUCGCGAGGCACACUUGGCCAUGCUUGCAAAUAGACCAGUCAAGCCUAAGCGCAAACGAGCUACUCCUGAGCAAACAGGUAGACUCAAUGAGAUUUUUACAGAGACAUUUUUCCCAACCAGUACUCAACGUAUGGAUUUGGCCUUAGAGUUGGGAAUGUCGCCCCGAACAGUACAGAUUUGGUUUCAGAAUAAACGCCAAGGUUGGCGUUCCGAAAACCGUCGUCCUGUUCCUCGGGAUGGUCCCCCAGGACAUGGUGACUAUGAUCGACGUGCUUCUCAGGAAAAGCAGCAGUAUGUUGCAAAUUAUGGUGCUGGUGGUAGCACUGCGACUGCUACUGUUACCAGAGGAUUUGGAGGUAGCACUAGCGGCAGUGGCAGUGGUGGUGUAGCCACUGCAGGUGUCAUGACUAGAACAGUAACUAAUCAUAGUGUUGGCAGCUCUGGUAGUGUAGGUUCUAGUACUAGCAGCGCUGGGAAUAGCAAUUAUGGUUCUGGUUCUAGUUCUAGUUCUGGUGCUGGUCCAAGUUCAAGCAAUGGGUCGUAUGCUUAUCAAAAUAUCCAUCCUCACUAUAACCCAUGGGGUGGUGGGUACUUUCCAGGAUAUAUUGGACAUGGACCUCAGUCUUCGCAGCCGAAUUAUGGGGGUGUUGGUCCUUCAUCAUAUACACAUGCUCCAAUUGCUGGAUCGUCUUCGUCUUCAUCGUCUUCAUCGUCUUCAUCUUCGUCUACUUCAACAAUGUAUGGGCAAGCAAGCGGGUCGGGCCAUUCUCACAGAAUUUACGGGCAGAUUCCGCUGCCUCAACUUUCGUUGCAGCAACAGCCUCAAUUUGGGCAGCAACAGCAACAGCCACAGCCACAGCAGCAGCCUCAAUUUGGGCAGCAACAGCCCCAGCAAUUCCAACAUCAACCAGCUGGCCAACAACAACAACAUCAGCAUCAACAGCAGCAGCAGCAGCAGCAGCAACAACAACAUCAGCAGUAUCCAUACAUGGGCCCUCCUGAUUUCAAUCGGUCGAUGCAGUGA